Cicer arietinum (chickpea) is the source of this 935-nucleotide messenger RNA. RefSeq names its product NAC domain-containing protein (gene NAC28). NCBI's taxonomy places the organism in Eukaryota, Viridiplantae, Streptophyta, Magnoliopsida, Fabales, Fabaceae. Gene Ontology annotation, biological process: regulation of DNA-templated transcription. The record is from RefSeq and is a predicted model, not a curated record. Gene Ontology annotation, molecular function: DNA binding.
AAAGUUAAGAUGGAAAACAUGCUACCGGGUUAUCGUUUCUAUCCUACAGAAGAAGAGCUUAUUUCCUUUUAUCUUCACAAUAUGCUUGAAGGAGAUAAUGAAUAUAAGAUUCGUACUGUUAUACCUGUCGUUAAUAUUUAUGACUACAAUCCAUCGGAACUCCCACAAAUAUCCGGAGAGGCAAGUAUGAGAGAUAUGGAGCAAUGGUUCUUUUUCAUUAAAAGGCAAGAAAGUGAAGUGAGAGGAGGAAGACCAAAGCGUGUCACAACUACUGGGUAUUGGAAAGCCACUGGAUCUCCUAAUCAUGUUUAUUCUUCUCAUAAUCAUAUUAUAGGUAUGAAGAGGACUAUGGUUUUCUAUAGUGGAAGAGCUCCAAAUGGGAAGAAAACCGAUUGGAAAAUGAAUGAGUAUAAGGCCAUCCAAGACCAACCAUCCUCUUCAAAUAAAUUGGCUCCUAUGUUAAGGAAUGAAAUGAGUUUAUGCCGAGUGUACAAGAAAUCAAAAUGCUUGAGAGCAUUUGAUAGACGACCGGCACCAAGGAGGGUCACAAACGAUCAAGAGUUCAAUAAGGAUUCAACAAUAUGCAAUCAUAAUAAUGUUCAAAUAUUUGCAACAAGCUCACCAGAUAGCUCUUCAUCUCUAGACCAUGGUCAAACCUCAAAUGAGGUUGGAGAAGGUAGUCAAAUGGAUAUUAAUGUUGAUCACCGUGAGCCUUUGUUGUAUUGGGAGCAUGUGGAUUGGUUCUUGGGAAUAGAACCAUGAUAAUAAUAUAUCUAGAGAGAAAUGGAAUUUUUUUUUUUCAUCUCAUCUCAUCUUUAUUUUAAGUUUCAAUAUGAAAUAAUAUCCAGAUGAUACUUUUAAAUUUCAAUAAUUGAUUUGGUAGUUCAGUUGUAAGAUUUUGAUUUUGUAAGUUUAAGGUAUUGAUUUUAAAUCUA